Messenger RNA from Trifolium pratense (red clover), 2292 nucleotides. RefSeq lists its product as uncharacterized. NCBI's taxonomy places the organism in Eukaryota, Viridiplantae, Streptophyta, Magnoliopsida, Fabales, Fabaceae. The record is from RefSeq and is a predicted model, not a curated record. Bases 879 to 1853 code for a protein of 324 amino acids. The transcript is spliced from 3 exons.
AGCAUAAUUUAGGAACUCUAUUGUUCCUUUUAAUUCAUUUUGAGUUUCCUUUGUUUUAAUUUCUUGAUUAUUUUGAAAUAUGCAUGCUUCCUAGAGUCUUUGUGCAAAAUAUUUAUAAGAAUUGCUUGUCAAAUUAGUGGUCAUGGUUUGAUUCACCAAAGAAAACGAAACCAAAUGGUUUAAUUGCAGUUUUGAUCCCCUUAUUUGUCGAUUUCUGAAUUUUGGUCCCCACAUUUUAAAUUUCCCAAUUUUGGCCUCUCAUUUUUUUCAAUUUCUGAAAUUGGACUCAAACACUUAAAAUUAUGCAUACAUGACAUAUUUUGAUAUGAUGUGGCAGCAAAUGGACCAAUCAAUUGUUGGUAAUUCUUCCUUUUUGUUGGUCAAAUAGUUUAGUCUCUAAACUAAUGCAUUUUGUUGGAACCCUAGAAAACUGGUUCUAUGAACCACUGUUUGUAGACCUCACCUCACUUCACCGUUUCUAUCCCGUACGAAAUAGAGCGAAGUGUUUGCUUGGAUGUGUAAAUCGGCAAUUUCAAAGUAUGUAAUCUAGCACCUCUUUCCACCGUUCCUAUCCAUUUUCCCAAUUGCAAUCUAGUAUGACUUUGAUGAGAUUUGAAAGCUCGCCGUAGAUUUGAUUCUCUUUGUAAUUGUAACUCAAAUUCCUGAUCCGUUGUAUAAUAUUGCAGAAAAUGAUUCCACAUUGUUUUUCCCUUUUAUGCUUGUGUAGGUACCAGUAGUUAUCUGAGUUGUAAUGUAUUCCUACCCUUAUAUUGCAUUCCUCAGAAUUCUCCAAUGCAAAAAAAUUAGCCAUAUUUGUGACUAAGAUUUUGAAUCUUCGUGAUACCACACCUUCACUGCACACUCUCGAUUUUGAGCGUAUGUGCAGUUUUGAGCCUCAACGGACUCUCAAAGAGAUUGUAAACUAUGCUUGUUCCCAUAAUACCCAACUCAAGCAAUUAGGAAUCCGUGUUAAAGGUGGUAGUAGUAUCAUUUUUCCUCGCAUUUCUUCAUGCCAGGCUCUUACGUCUCUUAAGCUUUAUGUUUACCCUAAAGGUCUUUAUAUUAAUGGGAAAAGAACAUUAUUUCCAAAAUAUCUGAAUUUGCCAGCAUUGACUAGCUUGGAUCUAACUUAUUUCACAUUUUGUGCUAGUGACAAUGCUGAUCAUGCCGAACCCUUUUCAUCAUUUAACAGCUUAAAUAAUUUGAUCAUUUCUAGUUGUACUGUAAUGGAUGCCCCAAUUCUAAGAAUAUCAAGUGCAACCCUUGUCAAUUUAAUCAUGUCUUAUAAUUCACCUGACUUUACCAAAAUCGAGCUAUCUGCUCCAAGUCUUUAUACCAUUACUUUUGAUGGUAUUCCUUAUCAGAGACUGAGUGGAAGCAGUCUUUCUUCAGUCAAACAAGUAAAGAUUGAUGCAGACAUAUCUACAAGAUUUGAGGAGUUUUCUUUGAUUCUAUUCAACUGGCUGCAGGAACUUGAUAAUAUAAAAUCAUUGACAGUCACUGCAAGUACUCUUCAGAUUCUAUCCUUAGUUCCUGAUUUAUUCAACGUUAAACUCCCUUCAUUGUUGUGUAACUUGAAGACACUGAAAGUAAAACUGAAAUCACUCCCUUUUCGAUUACAUCUUAUAUCGGAAUUGGCCAUGUUUAAGAACAAGUCACAUAAAGAAAUUCACAAGAGGCCUGAAGCAAGUGCUGAACCGUUUUUCACCAUACCUGAGGGGAUAGUAGACAUCUUAUUUCAAAACUCACCAUCUAGAGAAAUUGACAUCACCGAUUACAGGAGUCCACAUCAAAUUGUGCAGUGGGUUGAAAUCGACCUCAAAACUGUGAUCAUCAAUGGAGGAUAUAGAUGAGAAGAGUCAACAUAACUGCUACUCUUCUGUGUCAACCUUUGUUUUUGGAUAACUGACUGAAAAUAUCAGUUUGUUGAAUGCCUGACUAUGUUGAUUGUGUUGUACGAUUUGACAUGGAACUGAUCAAUCACAUGAAGUCUUUUUGUGAUCAACGCGAUUAUUUUAUCUGAUAGUCUCUGAUUUAAAGCUAUUUCCAAUAUACUCAUGGACCAACCUGCUUAGAGUAUGUGUCUUCGCCAUUUAGUUAUGUACGAACCUUGUACUAGUUUCGUUGUAUUGGUGCAUGUCUUUGUAUGAACGGGUUUGUUUUUUGUUUUUGGAGCCUAGAUGAAUCAUUUAGUUGUUACUCCACUAGAUAUUCAUAAAUUUUCUUUGGUUUCGAUGUUAAGGAUUGUGGUUUUCCAUGUUUCUGAUACAAUUUUAUAAUUGAUAUUUAUUA